UUUUCCACAGACUUUCCUUUUACGUUUCGUCCUUCGAUAAACCGUGAGGGCGACUGGCGAGCGGCGCGCCGAUUGGAUUUCUCACUGGAGAUUAACCCGGUGUGGUUGGACCCGCCUCCCAGCACGCCCACCGUGCGGGGCUUUUAAUUUGCGCGCGGCGGGUUCAUCACCAGUGUGGGUAAGUGUGGUUCGUCACCGGUGUGAGGAAACAGCCGCGGAUUAAUCGUGCGGGGAGUACAGACGCGUGGAGGCUGCGAGGAGAACUCAUCUCAGACAGUACUGUACAACAACGUCCGCGUCAGGCGUGCAGGAUCAUUACGCCUCAAGACACUCUCAAGCCGGGACUUUUAGAACACGCCGUCGCCUUGAAGACGUUCUAGAAGGAAGUCUGUGUUCACAUUUGCGGUUCAAAGUAACGUUCAUCCCAAGAGAGCGCGUAUCGUACCUCCCCACACCGGUCCUCAGGCCUGCUGAGCCUCCCGCCCGCAGACUUGACCCACCAGCGCCGGGACAGAUAUCGGCUUACCCCCGCCCGUCUCGGCUUACCCGCGCCGGUCUCAGCUUACCCCGCGGGCUUCACCAGGGACACUGACGCGUGUCGGGUUUCCUGCAGGACCAGCCCGACAACAUGGCGAGCGGCAAGGCUACAGGACCCGCCGCUUGGGAGAAGGACCUCUCCCAGGAAGAGAUCGCGGAGCUGAAGCAGGCGUUCAGCGAGUUCGACAAGGGGACGGGGAUGAUCGACACCGGGGACUUGGGCUACAUCAUGCGGGCCAUGGGGCAGAACCCCACCGAGCAGGAGGUCCAGGACAUGGUCAAUGAGGUGGACCUCGACCAGUCCGGAACCAUCGACUUCAACGAGUUCAUGUCCGUGAUGGCGCACAAGCUGCUGGAGACCGACCACGCAGAGAUGCUCAGGGUCGCCUUCCGGGUGUUUGACAAGGACGGUAACGGUUACAUCGACUCUGGCGAGCUGCGGCACGUGAUGACGCACCUGGGGGAGAAGCUGUCUGAGGGGGAGGUGGAUGAGAUGAUCCGGCUGGCUGACGUGGACGGAGACGGGCAGCUCUGCUACGACGAGUUCGUCAACCUGAUGAAACCCAAGCGCGACAAGGACGAAUUCUGAUGGACUCAUCUCACCCGGGGGUUGUUGUGAGCGUGCUGCCAAGAGGAGGGGGUCCGGUACGGGUGGGUGGGUACUUGGUGGUCAGG
Branchiostoma belcheri (Belcher's lancelet) is the source of this 1212-nucleotide messenger RNA. RefSeq names its product calmodulin-A-like. Gene Ontology annotation, molecular function: calcium ion binding. The record is from RefSeq and is a predicted model, not a curated record. NCBI's taxonomy places the organism in Eukaryota, Metazoa, Chordata, Leptocardii, Amphioxiformes, Branchiostomatidae. The transcript is spliced from 2 exons. The coding region runs from base 629 to 1126 and encodes 165 amino acids.